Molecule: messenger RNA, 2193 nt
Organism: Diaporthe citri
Lineage: Eukaryota; Fungi; Ascomycota; Sordariomycetes; Diaporthales; Diaporthaceae
Exons: 2
Coding region: 1-2193 (730 amino acids)
Biological process (GO): transmembrane transport
Cellular component (GO): membrane
Molecular function (GO): ABC-type transporter activity; ATP binding; ATP hydrolysis activity
Source: RefSeq, a predicted model, not a curated record
AUGGUCACCCGCCUCGAGGCUUGCCAAGCCCUUCACUACGGCUGCGCCUUGAGUCUCUUCUGCCUGUUGUCUGUCUCGGCGUGCUUUCGACGAAGCAGCAAAGCCAAGGCGGAGACUUUCGCCAACUUUUGCGCCCAAGCGGCCAGACUUUCAGCGAUUUUGCUUUUGGUGCUCGCGGACUUCAGCCGGCAGUUUGCGACACGACAGCAGCCUGAUGCGGAGGAAAGCCAACCUUUUCUUCGUGCGCAGUCCGAGACUGGCGAGAACGGAUAUGGCAGUGUGCCGUUCCAUGACGACACCGACACUGAGGUUGCCAGUCAGGACACCCCUGGCAAUUGCAGUGACGAUAGCGACGAUGACGACGAAGAUGAUGCAGCCAGCGUCAAGCGACGACGAGCGAAACGUCUUCAAGAGGCUGGCGGCUGGCUUGGCUAUCUCAAAGACUUUUCCAUCUUCAUCCCCUACAUAAUGCCCAAGAAGGAUCGCAAGGUUCAAUUUUCCAUUUUCCUUUGUUUCGCCUGUCUCGCUGGUCAAAGAGCGCUCAACAUCUUGAUCCCGGCCCAACUCGGCGUCGUCACCAACUUGAUACUUGACAAGCAGGAACCUUAUGGUGCCCUAUUCGUGUGGCUACUUCUCGUGCUCAUUAACGACGACGCGGGGUUGGGUCUGGUUAGAGACCUCGCCAAGAUCCCAAUCAAGCAGUACUCAUAUCGGCAGCUCACCAAUGCAGCUUUCAACCACGUCAUGAGUCUCUCUAUGGAGUUUCACUCCGAGAGAGAUUCUGCAGAGGUCAUGAAGACCAUCGAGCAGGGAGAGUCGUUAGCCAACCUCCUUGAGACCGCACUUCUCGACAUCCUGCCCACGGUCUUGGACCUCUUUCUCGCCGUCUGGAUGCUGUACACCAAGUUCAACGUCUAUGUCGCCCUCACCAUGCUCAUAGCUACAGGAGCCUUUAUGUCGAUGGAGGUCUACACUUCGAGCGUCAACAUCGAAAACCGCCGCGUGUCGAGCAAGGCCGAGAGGGAAGAAGCGCGGGCACUGCACCAGGCCGUCCAGGGCUGGCAGACCGUCAGCUAUUUCAACAUGUUCAGCUUCGAGAGCCGGCGCUUCGGGCGGGCCGUGGACUUCCAGCUUGAUGCUAGUCGCAAGUAUGCCGUCCGCGAUGCCUUUGUCCAGGCGCUGCUCGAGUUGACAGUACCGAUCACGUUCUUCACCAUCUCCAGUCUGAUCCUGUACGAGAUCUCCACCGGGCGAGCUACCCCUGGCGACUUUGUGUUCUUCAUCCAGUACUGGGAGAGUCUCAUCUGGCCGAUGAAGUUCCUCGCUCACAAUUACCGAUAUCUGAUGACGGAUCUGGUCGAUGCAGAGAGGCUGCUCGGCCUGCUGCAGACCAAGUCGACAAUCGUCGAAAAGGAGGACGCCAUGGAACUGCCCAACGUCAAGGGCCACGUCGCAUUCGAGAACGUCGGGUUCUCCUACGACCCCAGGAGGCCGACGGUGCGGGACCUGAGCGUCUCCGCCGCCCCGGGGCAGACCAUCGCCCUGGUCGGCGAGACGGGCGCCGGCAAGUCCUCGACCAUGAAGCUCCUGCUCCGCUUCUACGACGUCACGUCCGGGCGCAUCGCCAUCGACGGGCACGACAUCCGCGACGUGACGCUCAGCUCGCUGCGGGAUGCACUCGGGGUCGUCCCGCAGGACCCGCUGCUCUUCAACGCCACCGUCAUGGAGAACCUGCGGUACGCGCGGCCGGCCGCGACGGACGCGGAGAUCUUCGAGGCGUGCCGCGCCGCCGCCAUCCACGACCGGAUCCUCACGUUCGCGGACGGGUACGAGAGCCGCGUCGGCGAGCAGGGCGUCAAGCUGUCGGGCGGCGAGAUCCAGCGCCUCGCGAUCGCGAGGGUGUUCCUCAAGGACCCUAAGGUCAUCAUCCUGGACGAGGCGACCAGCGCGGUCGACACGAUGACCGAGGCUAGCAUCCAGGGGGCUUUGGACAAGUUGAGGAAUGGGAGGACGACGUUCGUCAUUGCGCAUAGGCUUUCGACGGUCGUGCACGCGGACGAGAUUGUUGUCCUGCAUAACGGCGAGGUGGCCGAGCGCGGAACGCAUCAGGAACUAAUUGCGCUGGGAGGAAGGUAUAACGACUUAUGGACGAGACAGGUUGGAGGCGCAACGGUAGAGAAAAUGUUGGAGUAG